Molecule: messenger RNA, 4758 nt
Organism: Neospora caninum
Lineage: Eukaryota; Apicomplexa; Conoidasida; Eucoccidiorida; Sarcocystidae
Exons: 1
Coding region: 1-4758 (1585 amino acids)
Biological process (GO): positive regulation of GTPase activity; endoplasmic reticulum to Golgi vesicle-mediated transport
Cellular component (GO): endoplasmic reticulum membrane
Molecular function (GO): GTPase activator activity
Source: RefSeq, a predicted model, not a curated record
AUGGCCGGAACCGACGCGGGCGAGGCGAAGGCGGGGAAGGCACGGGAGUUUGGCGCUCUGACGGGCGCAGAGACAGGCACGUCGACCGCUCCAGCGACGAGCGUCUGUGAGAGAGUUCGAAGGCUUGCGGAAGUGCGUGAAGAAGGCGUUCUUGUUUCUCCAGAGAGGUUUCGCGAAUGCGCCGCUCAAGCGUCACGGGAAGUCGCCGCGUGCGUCGGUCAGGACCGUCGCGCGGCGCCUCUCGGUUCCUCCUCAGAACAGCGCCGAGGGCCAGCGCGCAGCGCGGGAGUCGGGAGAAGACGCCUCUUUGAGUUGCUCGAAGCAGUCGCGUUCGACCGGGAAGGCUUCCUGUGCAGCGCCUUCCGCGCCGUGCUGUUCCCCAUCCUGACGGGCUGCGCAUCUCCGUCACCCACUGCGUUGCGGCUCGUCGCCUUUCUUCGAGCUCGCCAGUUGGCGGUCCGCAGCGAAGACUCGGAAGAAGAAAAAGACUUGGAAGAAGAAAACGACUUGGAAGAGCUUGCUGCCGAUGGAUGCGAAGAGCGCCGCAGGCUGGGCAUGCAAAGGGAAAAGUCUCGAGAAAAAGGCGAGUUGGGUAAGAGGCGAGACGCCGCUCGCACGGCCAGAGGUGACUGCGCGCGUGCCCGGCCGGCGACCGAAGGAGAGUGUGGGAGCAGUGCGGAGCCUCCGAGCGCGAGAGAGGAAUCAGACGGCAGCGCCGGCGAGGCGAAACCGCGGGUUCCGACGCAUGUCCAGGGCGGCCAGCGCAGGCACGAUGGAACCACGAAAGAUUCGCCGCAGAGGGGCGAGGGCUCCGACGCGGCCGCUGAGUCCUCGCCAGGUCGAGAAACUCUUGACGGAUCUCUGCGCGCCGAGCUGUACCGCCAGACUCUCGCCGCUCUCCACGUGUACUCGAGGCUCGUCUCCCCCCCUGUCGACCCUUUGCGCGCUGCCCAGCGCCACGGCGAGGACGCUGGAAGCGACAGGCCUGCAGCGUGUACAGACGGGGAGCGCCUCGCGGGGCAAGAGGCGGGACUGUCGCGUCGCCUUCGACAGGCGGCGGGCGAGGCGGAGGGCGCCGCGAUGCUGCUCUUUCUUCUCCAAGGGAACCCUGAGACGUCGGGCGUCUUCUCGCCGCGAUCCGCGGUCGAGCCGCACGCGGGCGCGCGCGCUGGCGUGGAGCAGCUCUCCGCAGAGAGCGAACGCUCAGCGGAGGCCUGUGGAAGAGACGGAGCGGACGAAGACGCGAGUCAGCAAGUCCUCGCAGCGCUCCAAGCCGCGGGGGUCAAACGCAGCGUCUGGGACUUGAGUCCGCUGGUCGAGAAACUGAAGGCUUCCGCUUCUUUUCGAACGCCGGCGGGCGGCGCGGCGCGAGGCAGCCCCUGGGAACAGGAAGGCGAGCUCGUCUCUCCAGAGGAGAAGAUGCAGGUUGCGAAGGACGUGGCGCGGUCGAUGCAGCAGUGGCGGCUGGGAGAGGCGCCGAGCAGAGACGCCGGCGCCACAGGCGCCACAGGCGGCGAGGGGCGGGAGUGCGUGGACCAGGCUCCGCUUGCCAGCUUCCGCGGAGGCGGAGUGCCCGGCGCGUCGACGUCUGCGACUCUCGCGGGUUUCGCAGAAGACCAGCGAAGCUCAGCGGACGCCAGACAGGCCGAGGCGCCCGGCGCGGCGAGCGCCGUGGGAGAAGUCCGGGGCGCGCGGGGGGAGAGCAGAGAUGAAGCGGCGGAAGGACGCGGAGACGCCACAUGCCUGCGAGACACACUGGAGACCAUUCUGCUCGCGGUCGUUGCGCGACACAGCGGACGACUCUUCUACACUCAAGGCAUGCACGAUGUGGCGGCUGCUCUCCUUCUCCUCCUGUUCAACGCCGGGCGGUUCCUGCUCUGCGUCGCUUGGCAGAGACGUGUGUCUCCCCCACGCAAAGCUGCGCGCUUGCCAUCUGGACCCCGCUCGUGUCCGCGUCGACUCUCUCUCGCGUCAUCUCCCUCCGCGUCUCCUGAGGGCCGGUCCGCCUUUCCUCUGUCGGAUUCUGUGCGUUUCGAGCGGAGUUCGCUCUGCACGCUUCGCCGCAUGCGGGCUCCGACCUUUCGCGCGUUUCUGGCGAAGCACCACGCGCUGUCCGGACACCUCGCGGACGUGGCUUUCUCCCUGACGGAGCGUCUGUGCGUCUUCCAUCUCUGCGACUUCUUCGCUGCGUCCCUGGACGCCGCGCUGCUCCCGUGGCUGGCGAUGCUGUCCCUCAUCCUGCGGAGGCUGGACUCGGCCGUCCACGCCGUCUUCCGCGCCACUGCUCCCGCGGGGCGAGACGAGAGCCGCCCGUGGCCAGCCGCGAGCGCAGACGACCGCUCCUCCGACGAAGCGCCCGACGGCGCGCGCUCCGGCGACGCGGGAGACGCGGGCGACGCGCGCAGCAGGGAAAAGACAGAAGGCGAGGACAGGGAGAAAGGCGAGGACGGAGCGGAAAGCACAGAUGAAGAAGACCCACACGCUCCGUGUUCGACUGGGGCCGAGCUGCAGCCGUGCACGUCUUGGCUGAUUACGAUUUUCGCGCACUCCUUCUCGUCCUUCCCGGGUUUGUGUCGGGUUCUGGAUUGCUCGUUGGCGGCGCAUCCGCUGUUUCCUCUCUACUUUGCAGCGACGGUUCUCUCUCGGCAACGCACGCUCAUUUUUCGCGAGUUCGAAGAGGCGCUCGCGUCGCCGCUCGCGGGCCGUCUUCCCCUCGCCGUCGCACAGAUUCUCGGGGCGCCUGGCAGGCUGGACGGGGAGCGGCUGGCACGCGUCAUCGUCGCAGCCGAGAGAGGCAGGCGGCGGGCCGAGCGACGCGGGAGGGGACACGUGGACGGAUCGCGGGGGGCGAGGCAGGUCGGUGAAGCUGCGAACGGUGUAGAUACAGCCGAGCGAGCGGCAGGCAAGGAAACGCUGCUCGAGACGCUUCGAGCCCACGUCGGCGACGACAUCUACGCCAGACUUCACGGUUUGAUUCAGAACAUCGAUUUCGACGCACUGCCUCUGAACGAGGUUCUGCGAGACACGUACAGAGCCCUCCGGGUGGCUGUGCCGCCGGAGACGGUUCUCAGGGAAGCGAAACGCCUGCGGAUUCGCCUGCCUCCCUUCUCGCCCGUGUACAACUUCCCGUAUCCGUGGAUGCGAGAAGAAACCGACGUCGCUUGGCAAACUUCAGGGACUGUCGACUCCUCGGUGCUUGCGAGGCCUGCCUCGCCGCCGGGUUUCGCCGCGGCCGCGUCUUUGCCUUCGGCUGGGCAUGUGACGGGCAUCGCGCGGCGCCGCGCAGGCUCAGCGCGGCGGCCUCAAAAGAAGCGAAAGACGUGCAGCGCUCGAAAGGAAGCGCGAGAAGAUCGGGAGAUCACCGCCGGCAGAGACGCAGGCGCAGACGCCUGCGUUCUGCAGACGGCGCACUCCCUCGACUACUCAGCCUCAGUUCUCAAGCAUCUUCCGCUUCCUGCGCAUCUCGCCUCCCUCAGAGAAGAAGCCAAAGCCGAGAAAGCGAAGGAAGAGGAGGCACACGAGGCCGCGCAUGCAGAGACAAAACGCCUGAGGACCGGCGAGGCCGAGCGCCUCGCGAAGAGUGACGCCGGGGAACGUUUAUCUCCGUUGUUUCCCGCCGAGCGGCGCGGCGGCUGUGCUUCGACGCAGACUGAACUGCAACCCGUGUCGACAUCUAACAGGAAGAAAAAGAAGCCACAAAAGCCCUUCAGUCGCUCUUCUCCCGCUUCUUCCGCUUUGUCUUUGUCUGCGUCUCCUCUGUCUGCUUGCCUCUCGUCUUCUUCCUCGUUGGCCUCUGCUGCGUGCGCUGCCUCGCGUUCCUCAGCUUUGCGUGAGGGAGGCGGCCGAGGCGACUCCCAGACAGAAGGUUCCCGCUGCGCGCCUCGGAGCACUGUGCCGCCGGUGUAUCUGUACGUACCAGUUCGCCCCUCUUCGCGCUCAAAAUCCCCGGGGAAAGCGGGGCGAAGCCGGCGAGCCUCCGCGCCGUUCUAUCCGUCGCGGUGGAGAAGCGUCGCGCGCGUCGAGGCUCUCGCGAAGCGCGAGUCGCGCCCUGACCACACGGAGGCGACUCGGGGGCUCUGGGCCGGGGCCGCGCGGCUUCUUCUCGCGGUUUUCCGGACGUUCCUCGCUCACCAACUUAGGUGGGGGAGACGCCUCCUCGCGUUCUUCCGCCGGUUCUUAGGGACUCUUGCGCUCCAGAGCGGGAAGGUAAACCGAGAAGGAGACGGCGAACGCCUCAGUCUCCAGGGCGGUCGCAGCGAGGAGCGCGCAGUUGCAGCGACAAAGCAGGGAGGGGGUGCGCGAGAGGAGGAGCUCGGCGAGGGGUGCUCCUCGCUCGCGUCGCGCUCCCGCGGGAAGGCGAGAAGGAGACAUAUGCCCGUGCACAUGCUGAAUGGGCCAGCGAGGGACGAACGCGCAGUGCAGGCGCGGCGGGGAUCGGCGGUCGGGGAACCUCCGCAAGGGUCGGGGUUUUUUUUUCGCCUGCGUUUUGUCUGGCCCCGCGGCGAGAGGAGCAGAACGGAGACGCGGGAAUCACCGAACCCGGAUGAGAGCGAAACCAGCGCGCAGACGAAUCAGAAAGGCAAGAACGCCGCCCAGUCGGUGUCCGUCCUUUCCUUCCCCACGUCGCUUCUGAGUCUCGGACUCUUGGGGGCCUUGUGUCUCCUCGUCGCGAUUCUCCACCUCCAAGACAUGUCGCUCUCGCGCGCGUCGCUCUCGUCUUCUCUCCGCCACUUUGUCCGUCUCUUUCUGCCUCGCUAG